Messenger RNA from Closterium sp. NIES-67, 2634 nucleotides. The record is from the annotation of a GenBank genome assembly. Lineage: Eukaryota; Viridiplantae; Streptophyta; Zygnematophyceae; Desmidiales; Closteriaceae.
AAUAGGUCCUGUCAGAAAGGGUCGUGCAUUCGCGCUCCACUCGAAGGCGAUAAACAUUUCCUCAACCACGGGUCUUUCUUUCUAGUUCUUCAAAGCUCCUCGUCACGUCACCACAAUUUCGCUUCCUCUCUCCCCCAUCGAGCCCGUCGCCCACAAUCUCGCCGUGUAGUGUACACUACUCCUUCCUCGACGUUCUCCGAUAUCGCCCUUAGAGAAUGUGGCUGGCCGACGUCGUUCACACCUCCCGCUGGUUUCCCGCUAGGACUAGCGUCGUGUCCCUUUGAUUGAUUCCACAGGUACUACAGUCAGCAAGCGCAGAGCAGUCACUCAGAAACUGUGAUAGCAAAACUUCUCCCCCCCCCUGCGUAGUACGGCAUAGCCGGCCUGAAUGGAAGGGGCAUCUCGCCGCGAUUGGCGGCGCGCGUCUUCCCGCGAGUCGCGUGUGCGAGCAGCCGCCUCGAGGUGGGCCGCUGACCAUCAACUCCAUGGCACCGUUGCCUCGCAAGUUGCCUCGCCACCACCAUCCCAAGUAUUCUCAUCAGCGUCAGAACCAGCAGCAGCAGCAGCAGCAUCGGCAUCCCCUCGACAACCUCGCGGGUCCCCGCCGGCGCGAUCGCGUCUACGGCUGGGGUCGUCGUGGGCGGCGCUCGUGCUGCUGCUGCUCGUCUGCUCGACAUCGCCGCUGGCCCUCGCAGCAGAUGGCAGCAGCCCCAGACGAGCCCUCUUGCAGCAACUACCUCCUCAGUCGGAGAUUAUCCUGGCGGCGGUGUUGGGGUCGCUGCUCGUGGUCGUGUUCGUCGUCGCCAUCGUCCUCGUGUGCUGCUGCUUCUCCUUCGCCAAAGCCACACCUGGCAAGGAAGGGCAAGGGAAGAGCACGCAGAAGAUCGUGAGCGCGCCCGAUGAAGUGGCGGUGCCCACGCUGUGCUUCAACGACGUCCAGGUGGCGACGGACGGCUUCAGCGACGACGCCAUCAUCGGCGGCGCGGGUCACACCACCGUGUAUCGCGGGGAGGGGCCGGACGGGGAGCCGUGGGCCGUGAAGCGCGCCAAGCGCGUGACGGUGUCGGGGUCGCAUCUGUUUCGCAACGAGGUGGACUUUUUGUCGCAGAUCAAGCACCCCAACAUCGUGCCGCUCCUCUACUCCUGCGACGACAACAGCGAGCAGAUCCUCGUUUUCGAGUACCUCGCUAACGGCCCGCUCUCCACGUGGCUGCGCCCGCCGCCCGGGGACGAGCGCGCGGCGCUGACGUUCGAGCAGCGCGUGGAGGCGGCGCUGAGCGUGGGCGAGGCGGUGCAGUACCUGCACUCGUUUAGCCGUCCCACCAUCAUCCACCGCGACGUCAAGUCCGACACCAUCCUGCUCGACCACCAACUCAAGGUGAAGCUGGGCGGGCUGGGGCUGUUGAAGCACCUACCCGGGGAGGGCAUGCGGCUGCGGGUGGCGCGCAAGAAGGGGUACCUGGACCCCGAGUACUUCCAGACCUUCAAAGUCACGCCGCGCUGCGACGUCUAUAGCUUCGGAGUUGUGAUGCUGGAAAUGCUGACAGCGCUGCCGCCCAUAGUGCAGGGCCUGCCGCGCUCCUCCCCCACGGCCGCCGACGCCACUUGUGCAGGGGACGCGCCCUCCCCCUCUCCGCCCAUGUCUCUACCCCAGUGGGCGUUGCCACUGAUUCAGGAGGACCGGGUGGAGGAGCUGGUGGAUCCGCGCAUGCCCCCCGGGUACCCGCGCGACUCGCUCGUGGCGUUUGCACGCAUAGCGGCCGAGUGCGUGGCGCCGCUGCGCAAGGACCGCCCCGACAUGCCGCGCGUCACCUUCCUGCUGGCCGAGCUCAAGCGCCCCGCCGCCCUGCGGUCCGUGGCGUUUGCGCGGUUCUACACAGGCGACCACAAGGCCGUGCCCAUCCUCCACGCCUCCUGACCGCCCCCGCCCGCCCCCCGCCCACGCUGUGCCAUGUGGCCUGCGCCGUGUGCCGUGCCAUGACUACCGCCCAUUAUGCUGUAUCCGCAUCGCCACGGCUCGGCAUCAGUCAAGCCGUCUUGACUGCCGCACUGCACCUUGCACCCCUCGCCGCCACCACCUCCUCCUCUCUUACGUUUCUUGUUGUCAUUCACUGUCUCUCAUCCAUCCUUCUCCCACCCCUCUUCUUCCUCCAUCACCUGCCCCUUGCUCUCCCGGGGUCUGCAGCAUGCGUAGUGCACACCAACAGCCCACCCUCAUCUGCCAGCACUGCUUGCUCUCCACCACACCUGCGCCUGCGCAUCCCCCCUCCCCCAGCCCACCAGCCUGGCCAGACUUGCCUGUGACUCCACUACCACCGCCCACCUUCACUGCCUCCCUUGCCCCUCUCCUGUAGCUCAUCGCCCAGCCAGUGUGUGGCUGCCACGGACACAGGCCACAAGCAGCAGCAGAGGCAGCAUGUAUAAUGCUGGUGGUGGGUGCACAUCCAGCAGCAGAGGUGGCGCUUGCCCGCCCGUUGAGCCUGCUGUGCAGCACCUUGGUCCUUGUGCUCUGCCUGCAAAUAAGUGCACCUGUCAGUCAACCAUUGCCCCUGUAGUCUGCACUCAUUGCUGUCCUUGCUUGCUGCUGCCUUAGUGUUACACCCUGUGUUACAUUCUUGUGUGACACUCAACAUA